This is a messenger RNA of Trichosporon asahii var. asahii CBS 2479, 1251 nucleotides long. Its product is annotated as acetyl-CoA C-acyltransferase. Gene Ontology annotation, molecular function: acetyl-CoA C-acyltransferase activity. NCBI's taxonomy places the organism in Eukaryota, Fungi, Basidiomycota, Tremellomycetes, Trichosporonales, Trichosporonaceae. The coding region runs from base 1 to 1251 and encodes 416 amino acids. Gene Ontology annotation, cellular component: peroxisome. Gene Ontology annotation, biological process: phenylacetate catabolic process; fatty acid beta-oxidation. The record is from RefSeq and is a predicted model, not a curated record. The transcript is spliced from 3 exons.
AUGACCUCCUCCAUCACCAACGCCCUCCCCAGCCUCGGCAAGGCCCGCAUCCUCAUCAACUCCCCCGACGAUGUUGUCGUUGUCUCCGCAGUCCGCACCCCCUUCACCAAGGGCGGUCUCAAGGACAUGCUUCCCGAGGAUCUCAUGAAGGUCGUCAUGCAGGAGAGCAUCAAGCGCGCUGGUGUUAAGCCCGAGCUUCUUGGACGCCCGCGAUCCGCACGGCUUCUUCGAGAGUACGAGCUGACAAUGAGUGACGUUCAGGUCGGCACCGUCCUCCCCCCCGGCAUGGGCGCCACCGUCGCCCGCAUGGCCCAGCUCUCGGCCGGCAUCCCUUACACCGUCCCUCUCCAGACUCUUUCGCGCCAGUGCUCGUCUGGUCUCCAGGCCGUUGUUAACGUCGCCAACUCGAUCAAGGUCGGCGACUACGACAUUGGUAUGGCUGUUGGUGUCGAGUCCAUGACUGCCAACUAUGGUGCUGCGACUAUGCCCCCCGCCUUCUCUGACGACGUCAUGGAGAACCCGGAGUCGGCUGACUGCCUUCUCCCCAUGGGUAUCACUUCUGAGAAUGUCGCCAAGCAGUAUGGCAUCGGCCGCAAGGAGCAGGACGAGUUCGCCGCCAAGUCGCAGCAGAAGGCUUUCGCCGCCCAGAAGGCCGGCCUUUUCAAGGAGGAGACCGUCCCCGUCAAGGCUCACUGGACCGACCCGAAGACGGAGGAGGAGAAGGAGAUCAUUGUCGACUCCGACGACGGAAUCCGUGACGGUGUCACCGCCGAGUCCCUCGGCAAGCUCAAGCCCGCUUUCGCUAAGGACGGCUGCACCCACGCCGGUAACGCCUCCCAGGUUUCUGACGGCGCCGCCGCCGUCAUCCUCGCUCGCCGCUCGACCGCCCAGAAGCUCGGCCUCCCUAUCCUCGGCAAGUACGUCGGCUCCGUCGUAGUCGGUGUUCCCCCCAAGAUCAUGGGCAUUGGCCCCGCCGCUGCCAUUCCCAAGCUCCUCGAGAACUACAACCUCAAGGUCGACGACAUUGACCUCUUUGAGAUCAACGAGGCUUUCGCUUCCCAGGCCGUCAUGUCCAUCAAGCACUGCGGAAUUCCCUUCGAGAAGGUUAACCCUGUCGGUGGAGCCAUCGCUUUCGGCCACCCCCUCGGUGCCACCGGCGCUCGUCAGCUCGCUACCGCCUUCUCCGAGGCCAAGCGCAAUGGUCAGAAGACCAUUGUCACCUCCAUGUGUAUCGGUGAGUACCCCACGUGA